AUGGCUGAGCCUAUUCUGGAUUUUACGCAAACUCCUUGCACAACUUGCGGGCAAAUAUCUACUGUAAAUGAGGAAAUGAUUGCCUGCGAGACGUGCAACAGUUGGCACCAUUUCCGAUGCGUCGGAGUAACUGCUGCCAUUAGAAAGGAGAGAAAGUGGUUUUGCCUGGAAGCCGCCUGUCAGGAAGCGUCUUAUGAAUACCAGAAGGCUAAAGAGGGGAAGAAAACGACCCGUGCUAAGAAGAACGCCGAAGAGUCAGACAAAAGCAGUGUCAAAUCUGACCGCCAAAACGUCCAGACUCUAGAGCAAAAACUAAAGGCCAUGGAAGAGAAGCAGAAGCGGAUAGAGCAGGAGCUGGAAACUGAGUGGCGUCUGAAAGAGAAGGAACUUGCCUUCAAGCGGGCAAUGGAGCAGAAAAAGAUCAUGAUGGAGAAGAAACUACGCGCUCAAGAGGAAGAAGACCAGAGGUUUUUUCAGGAAACCAGGCUGAAAGAGAAGAAGGAGCAUAUAGAUCGGAUGAAAACGAUGCAGCAGUCUUACCACGAUGCGAUGAAAAGUUUAGAUGACGAGUUGAAUGCACUGAAGGUAACCCGCAAUCCAAUGGAAGGUGGUUCAGGGUUAAGCGCAACAACGGGCAUUGUAAAGCUGAGCGAGAAAAAUAUAUCGAAGCUAAGCAACAAAACCGUCGUGGAAGAUGACGAGGACGACAAUGAGGACGAGCAUUUGCUCGAAGACAUAAGUAAUUCAGACGGUAGUUCUGAAUUUUAUGAGACGGUCGGAAAUAACAAGGUCAGUACUAUCUUCAACAAGUCGGAACAAAGAAAAGGAGGUCCAACAAAAAUGCAAAUGUCAGCGAGAAACGGGAUUACUAAGAAGCUUCCUGUGUUUUCUGGUAAGCCAGAGGAAUGGCCGUUAUUUUAUGGAACAUACCAAGCGUCCAACGAAGCAUGCGGAUAUUCGAACAUCGAAAAUUUAGUGAGACUUCAAGAGAGUCUGAAGGGCCCGGCCCUCGAUUUAGUUCGUGGGCAAUUGCUUCUUCCUCAAUCCGUACCAAAGGUCAUAGCAAAGCUUCGACAAUUAUACGGUCGUCCAGAACAACUUCUUCAAAGCCACUUGGAAAAGGUACGGAAAUUAGAACCGCCAAAAUCAAACAAACUGGCUAGCUUUAUUCCGUUCGGCACUGCUGUUGAACAACUUUGUGAACAUUUAGAAGCGGCAGAACUUACGCAACAUUUGGUGAACCCGUUGCUAAUCCAAGACCUUGUAGAUAAACUCCCUGAUGGUGACAAGCGCGAAUGGGUUCGCUACAAAAGGAACAAAGGUGAAGUUACACUGAGAACCCUAACCGAUUUUCUCGCCGAAAUCGUAGCGGAUGCCUGCGAAGCUAAUGUAAAUAUGGAGUUUUUACUGGGGUCCAAAUCGUCAAGUGGCGUUCCGUCUGCGAGAGGAUGGUCGAAGGAAAAAGGAGUGCUGUUCAACCACUGCGAAGCAGAAAGCUCGAACGUGAAGGACCGUAAGACACAAAAACCGUGUAAAGCUUGUCAACGAACGGAUCACCGUUUGCGUUUUUGUCAAGAUUUUAAAACCUUGGAACACGCUGACCGAAUGGAGAUCGUGAACCGAUGGAAGCUGUGUCAUGUUUGCCUCAACGAACAUGGAGGCACACCGUGUAAAUUUAAAAUCCGCUGCAACGUUGGUGAAUGCACGGGACAACACAAUCCGUUAUUGCACCCAAAUGGAGAGGUCUUUGGAACGAGUGCGCACAUAAAUACGAACAACCCAGUUUUGUUUAGAAUGAUCCCGGUAAAAUUGCACUACGGUGACCGAUCAAUAACUCUGCUGGCGUUCUUGGACGAAGGAGCGUCUGUCACUUUGAUGGAGAAGCAGUUGGCAGAUCGACUGGGAGUCGUCGGAGUUCAAGAGAAACUUACCAUAAAGUGGACUGCAGAUAUUACGAGGGUCGAGAAGGGUUCACGGCGAUUGAAUGUAUGGAUCUCUGCUGCAGAUUCUGAUGAAAAGCUGCUACUGAAAACAGUACGGACAGUGGAGAAACUCAUGCUACCGCCACAGUCACUCGAUGCACAAAAGUUGUCUAAUAGGUACGAACACAUGCGUAACCUACCCAUUUCCUCUUACGAUGGUCGACCAGAAAUGCUAAUAGGGCUAAACAAUAUUCAUUCGUUUGCCCCUGUAGAUGUAAAAGUUGGUACGAAUGUAGAACCGAUUGCUGUGCAGUGCAAGCUGGGAUGGACGGUGUAUGGUCCGACAAAGCCAGAUGCAAGCUCUUCGGGACAUUAUCUGGGUUGUCAUCAAGAAGUGACCAACGAAGACAUACAUGAGCUGCUAAAAUGCCAAUAUGCUUUGGAAGAAUCGGUAGUAAAGGUGUCGGAAGACUCUGCAGAAGAGAGAAGAGCGCGAGAAAUACUCGAACGGUCUACUAAGAGGGUUAAUGGGCAUUUCGAAACAGGUCUGUUGUGGAAGUCGGAUGAUCCGCGUUUUCCAGAUAGCUUUCCAAUGGCCUUUCGAAGACUGAAACAACUGGAGAAACAGUUGGCGAAAAAUCCGGAGCUCGAUAUGAACGUCCGCCAGCAAAUUAAGGAGUACCAGCAGAAAGGAUAUGCGCAUCUGGCAACUGCGGAUGAAGUUUCCGGUACCGAACCAUCAAAAACUUGGUACCUUCCCCUCAACGUCGUUUUAAACCCAAAAAAACCUGGAAAAGUCCGUCUUGUUUGGGAUGCAGCUGCGACAGUGCAGGGGGUUUCUCUUAACUCGCAACUUUUAAAGGGACCGGAUAUGCUCGUUCCAUUGGUGACGGUCAUCACCGGUUUUCGAGAGCGUAGGAUUGCGUUUGGAGGCGACUUACGCGAGAUGUACCAUCAGCUGAAGAUAAUAGCCAAAGACAAGCAGGCUCAACGUUUCCUUUUCCGAGAGAAUUCUACGGCAUCACCGAGCAUUUACGUGAUGGACGUAGCCACAUUUGGGUCGACGAGUUCACCAUGUUCCGCGCAAUUUGUGAAAAACAAAAAUGCUGCUGAAUAUGCAGCGCAGUUUCCUGAGGCGGCGGAGGCGAUCAUCCAUCGCCAUUAUGUCGAUGAUUACUUUGAUAGUGUCGACACUGUUGAAGAAGCUAUUCAUCGAGCGAAAGAAGUGAGUUUUGUUCAUUCGAAGGCGGGCUUUGAGAUCAGAAAUUGGGUAUCGAAUUCUCCGGAAUUUCUCCAAAGUCUCGGAGUACAACGACCAACGCAGGAAGUGCACUUCAACCGGGACAAACAGACCGAUAACGAAAGAGUUCUAGGUAUCAUCUGGGAUCCAGAACAAGACGAGUUCUCAUUCUCAACUCAACAACGUGAAGAACUCAAGGCAUAUUUUCAAGGCGACAAGAGGCCAACAAAAAGAAUUGUACUGAGCAGCGUGAUGGGAUUUUUCGACCCGUUGGGGCUGCUAUCUCAAUUCACCAUUCACGGGAAAAUUAUAAUUCAACAUUUGUGGCGAUCCGGUUGUGAUUGGGAUGAUCAGAUUAGCGAUGAUUGCUGGGGAAUGUGGAAGCGUUGGAUUGGUCUGCUGCCUAAAGUGGACAUGAUUCGUAUUCCGCGUUGUUAUCUCGGUGAUGCGAUGCUCUCUUCGGUCGACUCGUUGGAGGUUCACAUUUUCUCCGAUGCUAGUGAACACGCAUAUGGCUGUGUAGCAUACUUGCGGGCCGUCAUCAAUGGAAAGGUUAGGUGUACACUGGCAAUGUCCCGUUCUAAGGUCGCUCCACUAAAACGACAAUCAAUUCCACGCUUAGAACUAAUGGCGGCACUUCUCGCUGCUCGGAUGAAACAAACGAUUUUAGCUACCCACAGUCUCAAAAUCUCUCGUUGCAUUCUGUGGACAGAUUCUCGAACUGUUUGCAGUUGGAUCCGAGCUGAUCAACAUAAAUACAAACAGUUCAUCGCCUUUAGAGUAGGAGAGAUUCUAGAGUCGACAAAGGUAACCGACUGGCGUUGGAUUCCGUCAAAAUUAAAUUUGGCCGACGUAUUAACAAAAUGGGGUCUGGGCCCACCACUCGAAAGUGAUGGAGAAUGGUUCAACGCCCAAGCCUUUUUAUAUCAGCAUGAGGAUCAAUGGCCAUCGCAGGACAUGUUCGUUGAAGAUACCGACGAAGAAGCAAGAGGUGUCGUUUUAUUCCACGGAUUGAUCGAUGCUCAAGCCAGUUCGCGUUGGAUGACAAUAGUAAGAGUAACCGCGAAUGUAUUGCGUUUCAUAACGAACUGUAAACGUAAGAGAGAUGGUCUAGCUAUACUAACCUCAAAGGCUACGGAGAACCAGAGACGACUGAUCAAGUCCGAGAUUCGCACAACACAACGACCAUUUCAGAAAGAAGAGUUCAUAAAAGCAGAAAAUAUUCUCUGGAAACAGAUACAGUUUGAAAAUUAUGGCGAUGAAAUGAGUGCGCUGAUGAAAAAUAUGGAAGCUAAACCAGGGCAGCCGUUAGAGAAGAUUAAAAAAUCAAGCUGUAUCUAUAAGCUAACGCCUGUGAUAGAUGAAGAAGGAGUACUAAGAAUGGGCGGAAGAAUGGGAAAAUCUAAAACGAUUCCCUUUGAUAAAAAAUAUCCGUCUCGGAAGCAUGAAGUAACGAAGAAGCUGAUUCAGUUCUAUCACGAGAAAUAUGGACACGCUAAUCGUGAGACUGUUUUCAACGAGUUGAGGCAAAAAUUCUGGAUUCCUAAUCUACGGGCCGCUAUUCUACAAGUAAUGCACGAGUGCAUGUGGUGUAAAGUGAAGCGAUGUCGUCCGCAUGCGCCAAUAAUGGCUCCACUUCCGGUACAGAGGAAAACGUCGUGUUUACGCCCGUUUAGCUCCGUAGGAGUAGAUUAUUUGGGACCUGUUGAGGUGACAAUCGGACGAAGGAAAGAGAAACGAUGGGUGGCAGUUUUCACUUGUUUAGCUGUAAGAGCGGUUCAUUUAGAGGUGAUACACAGUCUCACAACGCAGUCUUGUUUGAUGGCCAUCAGGAGAUUUGCUUGUAAACGUGGUAUGCCGGACGAGAUAUUUUCAGACAAUGCGACAUGUUUCAAGGGAGCUGAUAGUGAGAUGCAAAGGAUAAAGAAACUAAUCGGAAGCAGAUGUGCAGAAAAAAUAUCAAGUUCCACGACGACCUGGCACUUCAACUCUCCUGGUGCUCCUCAUAUGGGUGGAAUCUGGGAGAGGAUGGUGAGAUCGGUCAAGGAGGCAAUGACCGGAUUGAACUACGGAAGGUCGCUGACGGAUGAAAUCCUGACGACAGCACUAGCGGAAGCGGAGGAUAUGAUAAAUACUCGCCCGCUAACAUACGUUCCACAAGAGUCGGCAGAAGCGGAAUCACUUACUCCGAAUCAUUUCCUGCGAGGUUCGGUGACAAGCGCAGACCUGGAAAUUGAUGACUCGGUGGACUUCGCGGAUGCCCUAAGAGACGUUUAUAAACGCUCCCAGUACCGUAUGUGGGAAAGAUGGUACAAAGAAUAUCUACCGACAAUUAAUCAACGUUCAAAAUGGUUUGAAGAGCAACGGCCGUUGCAAACUGGCGAUCUGGUGUUUGUGGUUGAUGGAAAGAAUCGUAAACAAUGGAUUAGAGGUAUUGUGGAAAACGUAUUGAAAGGAUCCGAUGGGAAGAUCAGGCAGGCUAUGGUGAGGACCUCGGGUGGAGUCUACAGGCGUGCCGUGGCAAAUCUUGCGGUUCUCGAAAUUCAAAGUGGUAACUCCGGAAAUGCUGAGGACAAUACCGGAUGUUACGGGCAGGGGUAUGUUACCACCGCUGGGCAGCCCGAGAAUGCAAGUGGUGUUUCCCCCGGUCAAUGCGAGUUGACAGUUGAUGCGCAAGUUGUUGAUAAUUAG
This is a messenger RNA of Topomyia yanbarensis, 5853 nucleotides long. RefSeq lists its product as uncharacterized. NCBI's taxonomy places the organism in Eukaryota, Metazoa, Arthropoda, Insecta, Diptera, Culicidae. The record is from RefSeq and is a predicted model, not a curated record. The transcript has a single exon. Gene Ontology annotation, biological process: DNA integration. The coding region runs from base 1 to 5853 and encodes 1950 amino acids. Gene Ontology annotation, molecular function: nucleic acid binding.